AAUAUCGAAUAUCUAGCCGUCUGUCAAACAACAUCGCAUAGCACACAAAAAGUGAAAAAAGUAUUGUACAGAACAAUACCAGACGUCGUAUCGUAUUCUGACCAACAAAAUUGCAUUGCAGUAUAAUUAAUUCAACGUUUAGCAGUCAAUAGUUACUAAAUUCCAUAACACGCACACGCACGAGAUGGCACAAAACAUAAGCCCCGAACAGAGCGGAGGCGCUGGCGGCAGCAGCAGCGUCAAACACAACGAUGACUCUCUGCCCAUAAAAGACAAUCAUGCCGUGAGCAAAAGACUGCAUAAAGAACUCAUGAAUCUGAUGAUGGCCAAUGAAAAGGGUAUAUCAGCGUUUCCUGACGGGGAGAACAUCUUCAAAUGGGUGGGCACCAUAGCCGGACCCACCAACACAGUGUAUGCGGCACAAACCUAUCGCCUGUCGCUGGAUUUCCCAAAUUCGUAUCCUUAUGCCGCACCCGUAGUUAAGUUCCUGACGCCGUGCUUUCACCCAAACGUCGAUCUGCAAGGCGCUAUUUGUUUGGACAUACUGAAAGACAAGUGGUCCGCUCUGUACGAUGUGCGCACCAUUCUGCUGUCUAUACAGUCAUUGCUCGGCGAGCCAAACAACGAAAGUCCACUAAAUGCUCAGGCCGCCAUGAUGUGGAACGAUCAAAAGGAGUACAAAAAAUACCUGGAUGCCUUCUACGAAAAGCACAAGGAUACCUAAGUAUAUAGACUUGUAGACAUAUAGGCAAUAGGUGGCAGUGGCAGUCGCUAACUCUCGUCCCAUAUUCAUGUAAAGUGCAAGCACCUCCACUCAUCCACUCCGCACCACACUACACUAUACCACACACACACCUUUGCACGGUAUUAGCUGUUAGCUUAUGAAAAUUCUACAGACUUCAUCCAAUCGUCGUCGUCGUAGUGUCACCGAUGAUCUGACUUUUCAAUUAUUAUUCUUUAAAAAAUUUAUUAAAACACUUUCAAUGAUGAUACUGGUAUGUAAUUUUAGAACUGUCUGUUUCUUUAAGCUUAAGUAUAAAUUUUAGUUAAUUGUUUUUUACUUUAUAAAAUAAUUCUUUAAAUA
This is a messenger RNA of Scaptodrosophila lebanonensis, 1084 nucleotides long. It is a transcript of the gene vih, whose product is annotated as ubiquitin-conjugating enzyme E2 C. Bases 185 to 724 code for a protein of 179 amino acids. Lineage: Eukaryota; Metazoa; Arthropoda; Insecta; Diptera; Drosophilidae. The record is from RefSeq and is a predicted model, not a curated record. The transcript is spliced from 2 exons.